UUAGAAAUUUUAACUUCUUACUCAUUUAUUUGAAGAUUAAAGACCGUUUGAGGGACUCUUGAGACGAGAUCUUCAUUCCUAAUCGAUUGAUUUGAACUAAAGAGAGCAAAUAGAGAUCUUGGAGUCAUAUGAGGAAUUCUCGAGUUCUUAGCGUCAACUAGAGUCAGAGGAUACAGUCGAGUGAUACGCGAAGUAGCUAGAGUUCAAUCUCAACGAGCUGUUCAGCAACAAAAAACGGGUGAAAGACCUCAAGCUUCGGGUUGAGUUUAUGCUAUGACGGGUAUAAACACACUUUGUGUUAUAUUUGGUAGAAGUUUUUGUGUGUUAUUUGAUUUUGGAGCGACACACUCGUUUGUGUCAGAAAAUUGUGUUAAAGAUUUGGGUUUGCAUGUGGUGGAGUUGAGGUAUGAUUCUUUUGUAUCUACCUUAGCUUCAGGUUUGGUGAAGACAUCUACAGUAUGUGUUAGAUGUUCGAUGAUGGUAGAGGGUCAUAUCUUCAAAGUCAAUAUGAUAUGUCUAUUCCUGCAAGGGUCAGAUGUAAUCUUAGGGAUGAAUUGAUUAUCUGCCAAUCAUAUUUCUAUUGAUUGCAACCAAAAAAUGUUGAGUUGGUGUCUUCGCGUCAGAUUGUUAAGGAGGUUAAAGACGGGUCUUUAUGCUUUGUAAUCUUAACUCAUCUGGUGGUGGAGGAAGGUGAAAAGAAUACAAAGAUCCCUUUUGUGUAGGAUUUUUCAUAUGUUUUUUUUUAUGAAGUGUCUGGUUUGCCUCCUAAGAGAGAGGUGGAGUUUUCAAUUGAUUUGAUGCCGGGAGUAAGACUAGUAUCAAUUGCUCCUUAUCGUAUGGCUCUAGCUGAGCUAACUGAGUUAAAGAAGUAGAUAUAUGAGUUGUUGAAGAAAUUGUUUAUUCGUCCCAGUGUGUCGCCUUGAGGAGUAUUGAUUUUGUGGUGAAGAAAAAUGAUGGUAGUUCAAGACUAUGUGUAGACUACAGGUAGUUAAAUAAGUUGACCAUCAAAAGUAAAUAUUCGUGAAUAGAUGAUCUAAUGGAUCAGCUGCAUAGGGCAGUGGUAUUUUCUAAGAACGACUUGAGAUUGGGGUAUCAUCAGAUAUUGGUCAAAUCUGAAGAUGUGUAGAAAAUCUCCUUUAGGUCUUGGUAGGGGCAUUAUAAGUAUGUGGUUAUGCCAUUUGGUGUGACUAACGCUCCUGUCUUGUUCAUGGAUUAUACGAAUAGGAUCUUUAGGACCUUUCUAGAUAAGUUUGUGGUGGUCGUCAUAGACGACAUUCUUAUUUACUCCAAAUCAUAUGAAGAGCAUGAGGAGCAUCGGAGGACAAUUCUUAGCAUCUUGAGGAAAAAAAAGUUGUAUGCUAAGUUGUCUAAAUGUGAAUUCUGGAUGAAAGAAGUGCAGUUCUUAGGCUAUGUUAUAUCAGCCCAAGGAAUUCUCUAGAUCCAACAAAAGUGAAUGCAUUGAUAGAGUGAGAGCGUCCAAAGUCUAUGACCGAGGUAAGGAGUUUCAUGGAUUUUGUUGGUUAUUAUAAAAGGUUCAUUGAAGGAUUUUUCAAGAUAGUAGCGCCUUUAACAUAGUUAACUAGUAAAGAUAAGCCCUUUUGCAUGGACAAAUAGAUGUGAGGAGAGUUUCCAAGGGUUAAAGAAAAGGUUUACUAGUGCCCCAAUGUUAGUGAUUCCUGACACAAGUAGAUCUUUUGGGGUCUUUUGUGAUGCAUCAUAUCAGGGUUUUGAUUGCAUGCUUAUGCAAUAAAAGAAAGUGGUGGUAUACGCUUCAAGGCAAUUAAAGGUUCAUGAGAAGAAUUACCCCACUCAUGAUAUAGAGUUAGCAACAAUGACGUUCGCCUUGAAGACAUAGAGAUACUACUUGUGUAGUGCUCAAUUUCAGGUACUGGUUUGAUCAAAAGGAUUUAAACAUGAGGUAGAGGCGAUGGUUAGAAAUUUUAAAAGAUUAUGAUUUAGAGCUUUUAUACCAUCCGGGAAAAGCUAAUGUGGUUGUAGAUGCUUUAAAAAGAAAGGCAAUGGAUAUAAGAUGGUCAAACAACUUGAGCUAGUGGAGAAGUUUAGAAGAGUGAAAUUGCAGGUGGUUAUGGGAAAAAGAUGUCAUUAGAUGUAGUCACAUGACAAUAUCUAGUGAUUUCUUGAGUUUGGUUAAAGAUAAACAAUUGUUAGAUCCUAGUUUACACAAGAUUAUGAAGUUGAUUGGAUUUGAGUCGGCUAAAGAUUUUGUGAUGAGUAUUGAUGGGGUUUUCAAGUUUAAAAACAAAGUUCGUAUUCCUAAUGAUGUCAAAUUGAAUAGGUUGGUUUUAAAAGAAAGGCACAUAAGUCGUCUGAGUAUUCAUUCUGGUAUGAACAAGAUGUAUCAAGAUCUAAAGGAUUCUUUCUGGUGGUCGGACAUGAAGCAUGAUGUGGCUUAGUUUGAAGCAUCUUGUUUAACGUGUCAGGGGGCAAAGGUUGAACAUCAACUACCUGAAAGGAUGUUACAACAAUUAAAGGUGCCAUAGUGUAAAUGAGAUAACAUAGCUAUGAUUUGUUACCCAUCUGCCAUGAUCAGUAGGUGGUCAUGAUUCAGUUUGGGUGAUAGUGGAUCGUUUAAGAAAGAGUGCACAUUUUCUAGCAGUUAAUCUACAGAUGUCAAUGGUCAAAUUGGCAAAACUCUACAUUAAGGAAAUAAUAAGAUUGCAUGACGUACCUUUAAGUAAUGUGUCAGACAAAGAUCCUAGAUUUACUUCUAGAUUUUGACAAAUGUUGCAGCAGUCUUUGGAUAAUAUAUUGAGCAUGAGUUCUGUCCAUCAUCCUUAGAUUGAUGGACAAUAAGAAAGAACAAUUCAAUCACUUGAAGAUUUGUUGAGAACUUGUGUACUAGAUCAUAUGGGUGGAUGGAAUGAAGUGUUACCUUUAGUGAAGUUUACCUAUAAUAACAGUUAUCAUGUUAACAUCAGGAUGACUCCAUAUGAAGCACUGUAUGGUAGAAGGUGUAAAACCCCUUUAUGUUGGUAUAAAGACGGUGAGGCAGUUUUGGUCAAGCCAGAAUUGUUGAAGCAAACUACAGAUAAGGUGACGAAGAUACAAGAGAGGAUGAAGGCAUCUCAGAGUCGACAAAAGUCUUAUGCGGAUGAGAGGAGGAAACCUUUGGAGUUUGUGUGGGGGAGCAUGUUGAGGAUAACUUCAACCACUGGUGUGGGAAGGGCUAUUCACUCAAGGAAAUUAUCUUUUAAGUUCAUUGGUCCAUAUCUGAUUUUGAGAAGAAUUGGACUGGUAGCUUAUGAAAUAGCUUUGCCUCCUCAUUUAACUAAUCUUCAUCCAAUUUUCCAUGUCUAUCAGUUGAGAAAGUACAUGCCUAGUUCAUCUCAUGUAUUGGAUGUUGAGAAUUUGCAAGUUAAGGAAGAUCUUUCAUUAGAGGUGUUGCCUGUUAGUGUUGUAGAUCACCAAACAACAUCGCUUAAAGGAAAAUCCAUCAGUUUAGUCAAGAUAGUCUGGGACGGGAGAACAUGUGACUCUACUUGAUAGUUAGAGGAGGAUGUGAGGAAGUUAUAUCCACAUUUCUUUUCUGGUAAGUUCAAUUUUCGAGGUCGAAUAUUUUUGUUGUUGGGGAGAGUUAAGAACCUAAAAUUUUUGAGGUUGAGUAUUAGAUGCAGUAGAAGAAAAUCGAGUAAUGGAUGCAGUAUAGUGUUUUAAAUAAUGAUACUCCAUUAUUUUAAUUCCAAAAAUAUCAAAAGUAUAAAUAUAAUUUUUAAUAAGGAGUUUCAUUAUCUAAAAAGCUUUAUCUCUCUAAAACUCCUUUCUUUAAAAUUCUUCUGCCUUCUAUCUAGAAGUUCUAGUUUCCUACUCAUCUAUCUGAAGAUCAGAGACUGCCUAAGGGAUCUUUGAGGAGGGAUCUUCAUUCCUAGCCGAUUGGUUUCAACUAAAAAGAGCAAAUAGAGAUCUUGGAGUCGUAGGUGGAAUUCUAGAGUUCUUGGAAAUGUCUGAGCAUCAACCAGGUAAGAGAAACUGGAUUUCUUUGAUUUUAAUUGAUAGACAAGUUUUAUUUGAUGUUUGUAUGAUUGUUUAGUGGUUGUAUUGUGAAAAUAAUUGAUUCAUGACAUUUAGUAUGUGAAGUUACUAUUUGGAGUUUGCUAUAUGAGUUGAACUUCAUGAAUACUUGUGUGUAGAUGAAAUUUUGAUAUUGUAUUUGAUUUUUAAUGAAUUUGGGAAUGUUAGAUUGACUAUGUUGUUUUGAAAGAUGGUUGUAAAACCUUGGUCUUAUCAUAGAUUAGAAGAAUGAUGCAUUUUUUACUUAAAAUGGCGGUUUUAACAGGUAAAAUUUUGUAAGAGUGGUUAUUAGAGAAAGUUUGAAGUUUGUUGACUGUUUUUAGGUGAUUUAAGAUUUGGUGGGCUUAACUUUGUAGAAAUCUGGUUUGUAUAGAGUGAAAACUGUCAUGUGCAAUUUGGGUAGUUAGAUUGAGCAAUUGAAUAGAAAUCACCUUUUUAGAGUUCUCUAACUUUUCUCUAGGAGUUCUUUUUCUUUGUUAAUCUUUUUGAAGAUUAGGAAACGCCUUUGUGAUCCUUAAUGCAAGGUCUACCAACCUAUCAGAUCAAUUUGUCCAAAAGAGUGUUAUUUGGUCUCUUUGAGCAAAGAUAGCAGAGUAAAGUUCUCUAGAGCUGAUUUGAGUUUUUAACAGUGGUGUGGAUGGCUUAUUCCCGUUGGUGUUGGUUCCCACUGUACGUUGCAGCCUCAAUAGCUCUUGGAAUCAUCGCCAUAUCCUCUGCAAUUCGUUCCUCUGAAUCCAAGAACUCAAGCCAAGAAGCCACACCCAUACACCAUGAUAUCUCUCUCAAUGCUUCCAACGCUCUCCGAAGAGCUGGCUUCCUUCUAAUGGCAGACCUUCUCCACCACUCUCCUUCCUUCUUCAAACCGCCCCAAAACUCAACCAUCUUCGCCAUCAGAGACUCCGCCAUCAGAAACACCUCACACCCUCUCUGGUUCCUCAAAACCCUCCUCCUCUAUCACACCACGACCGCCUCCUCCUCCAACCCCUUCUCCUUCCACGACCUCCUCAACAUGUCCCAAGGAACCUGCCUCACCACCCUCCUCCGCCACAAAAACAUUUCCCUCACCAAGGUUGACCCUGCAAGAAACUCCGUCGAGAUCAACAACGUCUUGAUAUCAAACCCUAACAUCUUCCUCGGAGACCAACUAGCCGUGCAUGGCGUUCUUGCACCCUUCUCCCCCUUGCACCCGCAAGACCUUCUUCAACGGGGUUUGGAUUUCUUCAUUCGACCCCCCACUUGUUCUUCCAACGACUCCCUUUCCAAGAACGGGGUUCGCUGGAACCGCGUUGUUCACUUGCUCCGUGCAAAAGGGUACGCUUCGUUCUCCGUUGCACUGCGUUCGGUUCUUGAAGGAAUAAAGAAAGAUCAUUCAGGUAGUUUGGGUUUUGCUACCAUCUUUGCUCCUCCUGAUUUCAUGUUGAUUGGCUCCAACCCUUCGACUUUGCUUCAUAGAGCUGUGAGGCUUCAUAUUCUUCCCGAGAGGUUUCGUUACGAAGAACUCGCUUCUCUGCCGGUUAGGACUCUCUUGAAGACGCUCGUGCCUGAUGAGCUUCUUGAGAUUGAUGGGAUUCUGGAUUUCGCGCCUGGCAUGUUCGUUAAUGGUGUUGAGAUUGUGGCACCUGACAUGAUCACUUCCGAGAACUUCGUGGUUCAUGGGAUUUCUAAAGCUUUUGAAAUGACUGAAUACUCAUUCUCUGAUGAUGACGAUGAUAUCAGCGACAGCUCUUUGUCUAAGGAUAAAACUCAAAACAUUUUUACAGCUGAAAAGUCAGCUAAAAAGGUGAACGAAUAUUUUGAAGAUAGUGGAUCAAAAACCUCGCGCUAUUACAUACGGGGAUCCAAGCUAAAUUUGGAUGAUGCAGAAAAAGAUAUUCAAGAGUUGAACAGUGAUGAAGGCGUAUUUUCUGAAGAGGGAUAGGCAUGAGGAUGCAUGAUUGUACCAACACAGGGUUGAAAUUCUCUGUUCAACAAAUUUCCUUCUUAUUCGGUGAAUUCACCCUUGUAGAAAAAACAUUGUCUAUGUUUGUUCAUUUCUUCUCAAUCAAUUGAACAAGUAAACGUUUAUGUUU
This is a messenger RNA of Vigna angularis (adzuki bean), 6098 nucleotides long. RefSeq names its product fasciclin-like arabinogalactan protein 21. The transcript has 7 exons. Bases 4667 to 5947 code for a protein of 426 amino acids. The record is from RefSeq and is a predicted model, not a curated record. Lineage: Eukaryota; Viridiplantae; Streptophyta; Magnoliopsida; Fabales; Fabaceae.